AUGUCUGAUCAACAACAACAACCCCAACAACAACCAGGAACAGUUGUCUAUGCUCAACAACCUAUUGGUGUACAACAACAAGGACAACCAGGAGUACUAGUUCAACAACAACAACAACAACCCAUGAUGAUGAUGGCCUAUCCACCACAACAACAACAACCAGGAGGAGUACAACAACCUGUCUAUAUUCAACAACAACAACCAGGAGGAGUACAACCAGGUGUAGUUUAUGUACAACAACAACAACCAGGAGGAGUACAACAACCUAUCUAUGUGCAACAACAACAACCAGGUGGUGGUGUCUAUGUUCCACCUCAAUCACAAGUUGUGGUUACCAUGCCAUCAAGUGGUGGUGGUAGUGGUUCCUUACUUGAUCAAAUCUUUGCUCCAAAUCAUAAAGUUAAAGUCAAACAAAGAAUUGAACCUUUUGAAUUAUUGACUGGAUUUGAAACUGAGAAUCGUUAUGAUAUUCAUUUUGAGAAUGGUUAUGAAGCUGUAGCAUUGGAAGAAUCUGAUUGUUGUGCACGACAAUAUUGUGGUCCAAGAAGACCAUUCAAGAUUCACAUUGCUUUAAAAGGAAAUGGACAAGAAUUUAUUACUCUUGAUCGACCAUGGUGUUGGAUGUUCCAUGAAGUCAAUGUAUUUGAAACUGCUACGAAUACUGCUUUGGGUAAAGUUGAAUUGAGAUGUUCAUUCUUCUCUCGUGAAUUGAAUAUAUUUGAUGCAAGUGGUGCAAAGAUUUUUGAUAUUGUUUCACCAUGUUGUGAAUGUUGGACGUUUUAUAUUGAAAAGAAUGGACAACGUGUUGGUGAAAUUAGGAAAAAGUGGAGUGGAUUCUUGAAAGAAGCUUUUACUGAUGCUGAUAAUUUUGGUAUUGAAUUCCCAACAAGUGCAACCACUAAGGAAAAGGCAAUUCUUCUUGGAGCCUUAUUCUUGAUUGAUUUCUUGUACUUUGAAGAAAGCGCAAACAAUAACAACAAUCGCCGUGCUUAUUGGUAA
Messenger RNA from Naegleria lovaniensis, 999 nucleotides. RefSeq lists its product as uncharacterized. Gene Ontology annotation, biological process: plasma membrane phospholipid scrambling. The coding region runs from base 1 to 999 and encodes 332 amino acids. The record is from RefSeq and is a predicted model, not a curated record. Lineage: Eukaryota; Heterolobosea; Eutetramitea; Acrasida; Naegleriidae. The transcript has 3 exons. Gene Ontology annotation, molecular function: phospholipid scramblase activity. Gene Ontology annotation, cellular component: plasma membrane.